AAUAAGUUAGACUAGGGCUAAUUCCCCCCUCCAAAUUUAUCCCACCCACUACAAUAAAAACUCUAAAUUUAGGUAGAGUCUAAGGACACCAUGGUGCCACAGGCCGUUAAGCUGCUGCAAGCUUCGCUGGCCUCCCAGUGGAGGCGCCACGCCAAGCUGCAUCCCAUGGCCAAGGGGGCCCUGACAUACGCGGUGAUGUGGCCAACGGGCAGCAUCAUCCAGCAGACGCUGGAGGGCCGCAAGCCAAGAGACUACGACUGGGCGCGUGCCCUGCGCUUUAGCCUCUUUGGAGCCCUGUAUGUGGCGCCCUCGCUGUACGGCUGGGUGAGACUAACCAGCGCCAUGUGGCCACACACAAACCUGCGCACGGGCAUAGUCAAGGCCAUAACCGAGCAGCUAUCCUACGGACCUUUUGCCUGCGUCAGCUUCUUUAUGGGCAUGAGUCUCCUGGAGCUAAAGACCUUCAGCCAGGCGGUGGAAGAGACCAAGGAGAAGGCCUUGCCCACCUAUAAGGUCGGCGUGUGCAUAUGGCCCUUCCUGCAGACCAUCAACUUCUCGCUGGUGCCGGAGCACAAUCGCGUGGUAUUUGUGAGCAUUUGCAGCCUGAUGUGGACCAUCUUUCUGGCCUACAUGAAGACGCGUCGCGAGGAGGAGCAGCCCGCUGUUAUUCCCUGACUUGUGUUCCCCUUGAAUUAGAUAGAGUUAGCUUACGUGAA
Molecule: messenger RNA, 716 nt
Organism: Drosophila serrata
Lineage: Eukaryota; Metazoa; Arthropoda; Insecta; Diptera; Drosophilidae
Product: PXMP2/4 family protein 4
Cellular component (GO): cytoplasm; membrane; mitochondrion
Source: RefSeq, a predicted model, not a curated record